CACCCUAGAGUUCCAGCGGAGGUUACCAUAGCUACGAUGAACGCCGCAGCUAGGCCUACCUAGUUGUUACCCCGCUGGCCGGAGGGACUAGGAGGCACCAUGAGCCACGUAGUGACCAUCGAGGAGCCCCAGGCCAAGCCGCAGGUGUCUCAAACCCGGUGCGGGGAGAGAUCGGGGGACUGGGGCAAAGUCUCCUCCAGUCGAACAUAUGAUUUCCUGUACGAUCCAUUAUUUAUUGUGUCAAGUGAGAAAGACCAGGCACAGGCAAAUAUGCAAGCCAUCUUGAGUCGCAGCAGACUGAGAAAAGUUCCCAGAUUUAGAACCAUGUUCAGUAAUCUGAUCCAUUAUCCACGAUAUUCUGUAUAUUGGAGCAAGGCAGAUCCCGUGCCACCAUUCAUCAGUCGGGAAUGGAAGGGACAUGAGGAGAAACACAGAGAAGUCCUCCGGCAACUUGUGUAAGUAACUGACACUUCUUUUAAGAUUACUAAAGAAGUUUAUGAAGAUCCUGAUGUUACUGGAAAGAAUCGCUAUAAGUAUUUUGAAAGGCCUUUCCUUCCAUUCUACCAACAGAUGCCACUCAAUGUUGUUUUUGGAGCAACCAAGAUGGAGCCAUAUAUAUUUCCUCCUGCUUCUACUAAGUACUCACCCACCUUUUCAAAGUACACCGUGGGCACUCAGACUGAUUAUCGUGAUGCCGAAGUUCAAACAGAUCCGUAUUCUCCAGAAUAUGUAGUGUGUCAGGAUUCAAUCCCUGAGCUCUUGACCCUGGCUACUCUGACUUGGGGUCGAGGUCUCCCAGCAGGACAAGCUGAGGUAGAGAUGAUAGAACGUGCCCGGGAGAAGAGAGCUUGGGAAGCCACUCUUCCCUUUCUGAGUGACGCCUCUCAGGCUGAGAAGAGGAGGAGGAUGAUAAAUGCAAUGGAGAGGAAGGAGUGGGCCUUCAGAGAGCAGGAGAUUGAAAAACUGCAGGAAAUUCGCCUGGAAGUUCUAAAAGAGCUGCUGAAGAAACGUAACGAGAAUCAAAAUGAAGUGAACAUGAAGCACUUGAAUGCCCAAUGGUCUAAAUUGCAGGAAGCAAAGGAGGCAAAAUUGGCACAAAUUCGACGUGCACAUGUAUCAGCAAUCAGAAAACUUGUGGAAAAGAGAAAGAAUGUAGAAGGGAAGUUGGAGAGAAGAAAUAUCAUCAAGGAUUAUUCUGAUUAUGCAUCACAGGUCUAUGGACCUCUAUCUCGCCUUGGUCGUUUCCCAGACAACAACUCAGAGGACUUUGUAGUAAAAAACCACUAUCUCAACACCUAUGAAGGUUUAGUCGAACUUGAGUCAUGUCUCCCAGAUUUUGUGACACAGCCCCGAAUACGACCUCCAAAACCUAAAGUCAUUACCACCAAAGCUGGUUUUCUAAAGAAGGCAGCAAGGAUGGACAAUGAGUUGGAGGAGAUUCAUAAGGCACUACUAGAUAAGAAGAAUAAAGUUCUUGAACCAAAGAAACCUCUGCUUUUUCUCCAAAGAAAGCCAGUACCUCAACCUCGGCUUCCAACUCCAACCUUGGAAAUGACUUCCACUGAAGAAGAAGAUAAAGAAAUGGCUGUUAUCUACCUUCAAAGGUUACUCCGGGGCAGAGUCGUUCAGAACAUGAUGUUCGAAGGGAAAGAAAAGCGACUGGAGUUGAUCCAAGAGCUGCGCACCACCCAUGCACUGCAAGAAGAUGACAGGCUGGUGAAGAAAGCCGAGAAGCAAGUCACCUUGGCCUUACAGCGGCAGAGGCACUUGUACCAACACAAGGUGUCAGUAGUUGAAAACCAUUUGGCUGGACUGGAAGGAAGGGCGCUGGCAGACAUGUUUGACUUCCUCUCCAAAGAGCUGGUGAGAUUACAGGAAGAGAGGAGAAUCCAUGCCUUUGCCAUGUUGGCUGAACGACAGCGGAGGAUGCGGGAAGCCGAAGAGAGUGGUCGGCGCCAGGUGGAGCAAAGGCGUCUGCGGGAAGAGGACCAGAUAUUUAAGGAGGUGGUUAAAGUUCACCAAAGUACUAUAACUUCCUAUCUGGAAGACAUAAUACUGAACACUGAAGAGAAUACUGCAGAAGAACAAGCCAGGGCCGAAAUUGAGAAGAUGGCUAAGAAAAUCAAUGACAUUGCUUACGAAAUGGAGAGCCGUCGAACUCAGCUUCAGUCAGAGGAAAUUGUUGCUGAGUUGGUUUAUAGUUUCCUGAUCCCAGAGGUGCAAAGGGACUUUGUCAAAGAAAAAGUGAGGAACGCACAGAGGAAGCAUAUUCUAGCAGCCCAUCAGCUCGUCCACAGGCACACGGAAUCCAUGCUCCUAAGGAAUUUUGCUCAGCAACAGCAAGAUGAGGUCUCAAACACUGACAAGUUACUUAAGAAAGAAACUCAAAAGGAGAAAGACAGCUAAGCCGUCCCAUGGUAGAGGAACAUCAUGCGCUGUUUUGGCCUGAGGGUGUGCUACCAGAUUAUGAUCUUUUUUUUUUAAGAAGCUGUACAAAUCAUCAUAAAGAAUUCCAGUAGUCUCUGCUUCUCCCACAAUGUGUACCUCUUAUGGGCUUGUCAAUGUGUGAUUCAUGAGGAAAGAGAUUUCUGUUUCUUAAACUCCCAAUACUUUAAAAUGAUUUUCAGUAAUAAUAAUAAUCAAAUGAAGGAGCUUUAUUCUCUUUGGUGUUUCCUAAGUGCUCUACUUCAAGAGAAAGUUUUGUCAUGUCCCAUUUCCACAUUUACUGACUACGAGGCUAUGCUAGCUGUGGAAUCAAAUAAAAAGCAAUGUUACUGGAUAUUUCUUGAGUAGUUUUGGUUUGCUAUUCAUAGCACAUUGACAUUAUCUAUCUACUAAGGUUGAAAAUAUGCAUAUCCAUGACCCAGCAUUUC
Molecule: messenger RNA, 2873 nt
Organism: Rhinolophus ferrumequinum (greater horseshoe bat)
Lineage: Eukaryota; Metazoa; Chordata; Mammalia; Chiroptera; Rhinolophidae
Gene: CFAP91
Product: cilia and flagella associated protein 91
Exons: 19
Source: RefSeq, a predicted model, not a curated record